AUGAAACUUUUGACCCACAACUUUGUUUCUUCUCGAUUUUUGAAAGAUGUUAAAGGAGGAUAUCCAUUGAAAUUAUCAGCUCAAAAAAUCGAAACCAAAGAUGUUGAAUUCAAUGAGGAAUUUAUUAAGAAUAUUAUUCCGAAGGUGGGUUUUUAGCCAAAAAUUGGGGAAAACCAUGAAAAAUGAUGAAUUUUGAGCCAAAAACCAUGAAAAACGACGAAUUUUGACUAAAAAUAGCAAAUGCGCUCUAUUGAACUCUCCCCGUUUUGAUGAAAAAUUCAAAUUUUCAUUUUUUUUGCUUGAUGAGUUUUUGACCUUAAAUUUUGAAGGAAAAUACAAUUUUGGAAAAAAAAUCAAGAGCAUUGCUCAUAUUAAAGAAAAAUUCUCAAAUUUUGAAAUUUCAAACUGAAAAUUCAUAAAAAAUGAUAAAUUCUCAGCCUAAAUUUGAAGAAAAUUGGAAAUUUGUGAAAAUUUCUCAGAGCAUUGCUCAUGUUAGAAAAAUUUGAAAAAUUUAAUUUUUUGACCUGAAAUUUGAAGUUUUGUCCGAUUUUUCCAUACAAAAAUUCAAAAAAUCGAAAUUUUUAGAACUUUCAAGGGCAUUGCUCAUAUUAGAGUAAAUGCUCAAAAUCUUGAAAAAUCUGAAAUUUUAAGCUGAAAAUUCAUUAAAAAAAUGAUAAAUUUUGAGCCCAAAUUUGAGGAAAAUUUGAUUUUCUGAAGAGCAUUGCUCAUGUUAAAGAAGAAUGCUCGAAAUUUCCAGAAAAAUUUCUCAUAAAUUUUUGAAAAAAAAUUCAAAAAUCCAUUAACAUGAGCAAUUAUCCUAAUUGUUAUUAAAAUAAGCAUUGCUCAUAUUAGAAAAAUUCUCUAAUUUUCUCAAUUUUCAGUGUGAUUUCUCUGCUCUUCGCUCAGCUUGCGAAUCAAUCAACGAAGCCGCAAAUUUGCCACAAACAUUGCCCGAAAAUUGGAUUGAAAAUGAGGAAUUGUUGAAAGAGGUAAGCAGCAUUGCUCAUGUUAGAGUAAAAUGCUGAAAAUCUGGAAUUUUCAGCUCCACCGCCUUCUUUUCUGCAUCGAUAUAAUUGAAGGCGAACUUCAAUGUCCAGAUACCGCAAGAAUUUUCCCAAUAAAACAAGGAAUCCCGAAUUUGUUGGUCGAAGAUGAACAGGUUAGAAAUACUUCGGAAUCAGGCUAGAUUUGCUGAAAAUGAACUGAAAAUCAUGAAUUUUGAUAAAAAAUGAGCUGAAAAUGACGAAUUUUGACUAAAAAUAGCAAAUUCGCUCCAUUGAACUCACCCCAUUUCUAGAAAAAAUUCAAAUUUUUAUUUUUUUUUUCCUGACUAAAUUUUUGAGCUGAAAAGUGGCGUUUUGUCUGUAAAUUUGAAUUUUCGAGCAAAAAUACUGGAAAAUUCGAAAUUUUGACCAAAAAAUUGACUAAAAACAGCAAAUGCGCUCCAUUGAACUCUUCCCGUUUUCAUGGAAAAUUCAAAUUUUCAUUUUUUUUUUCCUGACUAAAUUUUGAGCUGAAAAGUGGUGUUUUGUCUGUAAAUUCAAAUUUUCGAGAAAAAGACAGGAAAAUUUGAAAUUUUGACGAAAAACAGCAAAUGCGCUCCAUUGAACUCUCCCCGUUUCUAUGAAAAAUUUAAAUUUUCAUUUUUUUGUCCUGAUCAUUUUUAGCUCAAUUUUCAGCAGAUUUGGCUGAAAUUAUCCAGAAUUUCCCUUGAAAAUCCAAUUUUUGCAGAAAUAA
Messenger RNA from Caenorhabditis angaria, 1737 nucleotides. NCBI's taxonomy places the organism in Eukaryota, Metazoa, Nematoda, Chromadorea, Rhabditida, Rhabditidae. The record is from the annotation of a GenBank genome assembly.